CACUUUUCAGUACAUAAAUCACAAUAACACACUUUGGUAUAAUAAAUUAAUGUUGCAUUUAUUGAAAACUGGAGUCCAGACAUUGCAUUCCUAUUCCAGUCUGCUUCCAUUUCUAUUUUGGUGUACCCCUCCCUGCCUCUUUUUUCCACCUACCCUGACUCCUACUUGAACGGCCCAGAGGGAAGGAGAAAGCAUGAGAUCUGCGAGGCUUCGGAUCUCAUUCAUACCAAGGAGGUGACAUCUGUUCCUGGCAGCAGGAAAAGGUGUGCGCAGUCCACGUGACCCGGCCACCCAAGCAUCAUUCUGUACUACGGGUGGAUCAUGUGACCCGUCUACCUAUUGAUCUCCCCCCCAGGAUGCCAAAUAAGGGGUGCAAAACUCAACUCCUUCGGCUAGAACAACAUCAGCAGCAGCUAGAGGAGAUUGAACAGCGGCGGGAGCAACAUAGCAGAAUAGCUGAAAGACAACUACAGCAAACAAAGGUUGAGAAGAAGGAGGAGAAAAACAGAAAGGAGGAAGGAAUUGAACAGGAGAACCAGAAGAAGAAAGAAAAGGAGCUAGAGGAACAGAGGAGAGAUCUGCUCCACUUGCAAAUUCAACAGCAACAGGAGGAGCUGAAGCAAAGGCAGCAGAUCAUGCAGUGGCAACUAGAGCUGGAACAACAGCAACAACAAGGUAGGCACCCAAACGGCCACCAGAAGAAUUUACCUACAGUUUCUAUGUCGCCUUCUGGCCUUUGCACUAUCUAUGAGGCACUAGAGACCAGUGAUGCAGAGGAGGACUUUGAGGAAAAAAAUGAAGAGCAAGAAAUAGUGUUGAAAGUAAAGGUGGAGCAUGAAUGCUCCUUUGAAGAGAGAAAUAGCAACACAGAGGUAGGCUCCAGUUCAGGUAACCUAGAUUUUUCACAAUCACAGAGCACACCUCAAUCUCUUAAUCCUGCAAAGGACCACAAAGGCUUAACACUCUCUGUGGCCUUCGAAUGUCCUCUUCUUUCUGGAUCUACCUCUCCCAAUCAGCCUUCUCCUAUAGAGUUUGACUGGAGCAAGAAAGCCGAUAUUGUCCAGCAGCUGAUAAGCCAGACGUUAUUGCUAAAUGGGGACAACUGCUCCCCACUUUUGCUCUUCCCUGGUGGGGCAGCUGGGACACUGAGCCCUCUAGAGGCAAGUCUGUGGCCGAACCUGCCCCCACUUACUCCACCUUCUGCCACAGUGACUUCUGUUAGCAGCUUCUCAGCUGAGGUUUCUGGCAGUUCUCCACAAGGAGAGUGGACAGUAGUGGAGCUAGAGACUCAUCAUUAAGGACUAAUGUUGAGGCAGGCAGGCUAAAAGGGGAAAAGUUAGACAUAAGAAGCAUCUAGCAGAUUCUGAUUUUGAACAAAUUUCUUUAAAAAAAAAAUUUCUUAAUUUUAACAGAACCAUCAAUUUAAUCAUAUGAUAUAAAAACAGUUAGUGUUGGUCACUGAUGCUAUUAUUUCCUCCCUUGUCUGAUCCACCAAGUCCAAUUGCAUAACCACGAAUUGACUGCACUGACUCCAACACUGUUAUGGGAAUUUAUUUUGUACACUUUGCUGCUUCAGCCAGUCAGUCAUGCCACAUCACACCAGCUCUGAGUCAGCGAUCCAUUUAUAGCUUUUUUUUUUUUUUUUUUUUUUUGCAACUAUCUGGCUGUCUUUCCCUUAUACACAUCAUCAUUUAGCUGGGUAAAGCAGAGUAGAAGACAUGUCUUGCCUCAUUUGUAAUGUUUUGGCACUAUUAAGCAUGGAAGCUAAUUGAAGCAAUUGAAUUAACUAAUAAUGUUAGGAUCAAGUGUUAAAGCGUUAAUCUGAUUAGCCAAGAAUGAUUUUCUCUGGUGCUGUUAACUUAAAAUUUUUAACGGAUGCAGUAUUUUAAGUCGGAGUAAAAGAAUAGUUUAAAGGCUAGAGUUUGCUGUCUCAAUGUUCCAGCUAACUGGUCGCAAUAUGAAGGAAUACCAGGCAUCAGCAAUACAUAGGACCAUGAAGGGAUACAGU
Messenger RNA from Clarias gariepinus (North African catfish), 2008 nucleotides. Its product is annotated as transcription factor SPT20 homolog. NCBI's taxonomy places the organism in Eukaryota, Metazoa, Chordata, Actinopteri, Siluriformes, Clariidae. Bases 357 to 1298 code for a protein of 313 amino acids. The record is from RefSeq and is a predicted model, not a curated record. The transcript is spliced from 2 exons.